Messenger RNA from Macadamia integrifolia, 1846 nucleotides. Its product is annotated as sulfite exporter TauE/SafE family protein 4. The record is from RefSeq and is a predicted model, not a curated record. The transcript has 12 exons. The coding region runs from base 217 to 1629 and encodes 470 amino acids. Gene Ontology annotation, cellular component: membrane; Cul4A-RING E3 ubiquitin ligase complex. Lineage: Eukaryota; Viridiplantae; Streptophyta; Magnoliopsida; Proteales; Proteaceae. Gene Ontology annotation, biological process: protein ubiquitination.
ACCUUACCUUCGUUCUUAUCUCUCUCUCUCUCUCUCUCUCACACGGAAGAGAACACGGAAGAGAAGAGAGAAGUAGAUUUGGCUUUUUCUUAUUGGAUUGAUAAAGAAACUGUUGGGCCUAUAUAGGAGUUAAAUGUAUCAUUGCCUUGUCGAGGGAGAUCUCUGAUUGCAUUAGAGUUCAGGAGUUGCAGAGAGAGGCAUUCAGGCACGGGGGCCAUGGAAACCAAAGCCUUCGUUCUGUAUCUUGUCACGGGUUUCUCUUUGGCCGUUCUAUCCACCUACCUCCUCGGCAACUCUCAUGAAGACCAUCUUCAACUCCCGGCUUCUCUCUCUUCUCGAAACUCAAACCUCACACUUUACUACUCCAAUGGAUCUGGUGGACUCAGCAGUAGCGAACUAGUUUGGCCGGCGCUGACAUUUAGCUGGAGAACUGUAUUGGCAACAGUGAUUGGGUUUCUGGGUUCCGCCUUCGGAACGGUAGGUGGGGUUGGAGGCGGAGGCAUCUUUGUUCCAAUGCUCAAUUUAGUUGUUGGUUUUGAUACUAAAUCCGCUGCUGCUCUUUCUAAAUGUAUGAUAAUGGGUGCAUCAGCAUCGUCUGUUUGGUUUAACUUGAGGGUACCCCAUCCAACAAGGAAUGUGCCGAUAAUCGAUUAUGAUCUCGCCCUCCUUUUCCAGCCCAUGCUUAUGCUUGGCAUCACCAUUGGAGUUGCUCUUAGCGUCGUCUUCCCUUACUGGCUCAUCACAGUCCUUAUCAUUAUUCUCUUCCUUGGGACAUCCUCAAGGUCAUUCUGCAAGGCCAUUAGCAUGUGGAAGGAGGAGACUAUUAUGAAGAAGGAAUUUGAGAAGCAACAGGCAGCUCCAGUGAACUCUCGUGGUGAACUUCUCAUUGAUGCAGAUUAUGAACCACUGGUUCCAAAAGAGGAGAAAACCAGAAUGCAAAUAUUACGUUUCAACCUUAGGUGGAAGAGGAUUCUCGCCCUCGUGCUCGUGUGGGUUAUUUUUCUAGCUCUUCAGAUUCUCAAGAAUAAUUCUGUGGUUUGUGGUGCUUGGUAUUGGGUACUCAACUUCUUACAGUUGCCUGUGGCACUCGUGGUGUUUGGAUAUGAAGUGAUGAAACUGUACAAGGAAAGCAAGAAGAGGAAACUGGAUGGUAACCCAGAGGCAGUUUGUGAGGCUACUAUAGAUUGGACUGCCAUGAGCCUUACUUUCUGUGCUUUCUGUGGCAUUUUGGGAGGUACUGUUGGGGGCUUGUUGGGCUCUGGUGGUGGAUUCAUAUUGGGUCCUCUCCUCCUCGAGAUCGGGGUCAUCCCCCAGGUUGCUAGUGCGACGGCAACAUUCGUCAUGAUGUUCUCCUCAUCUCUAUCUGUGGUGGAGUUUUACUUGCUGAAGAGAUUCCCCAUCCCAUUUGCUUUGUAUCUCAUAUCAAUAUCAGUUUUGGCUGGCUUUUGGGGGCAGUUCUUUGUAAGAAAAUUGGUUACAUUGCUAAAAAGAGCUUCUAUCAUUAUCUUCAUCCUCUCUGGUGUUAUCUUUGCUAGUGCUCUAACAAUGGGCAUCAUCGGUGUUGAGUCAAGCAUCACCAUGAUACGUCACCAUGAAUAUAUGGGAUUUCUAAGUUUUUGUGAGAACUGAAUUCUUACGACGCUGGAAGAAACAGAGACAGUUCAUAUAAAGGGGUGGGUGUUGGCCAAUACCUAAUUGUCCAAACCCAAGCUUGAUUUAUAGGUCUGAUUAUUUUCUACACUCUCAAGAGAGUGUUAUUAUUGCUAUUGGUGUCAUAAAUGUGUGUUAGCAUAUUGCUUUCACCGUCAAUAUUUGCAAUAAAAUAGCGUCUUAUUUCUUUGAUUUA